GGAAAUUGAAUUCGGCGGGGGCAUGUGAAAAUAGAAAAUAUAUUUUAGAGUAAGCAGAAAAGCUUUAUCGCUAGAAAAUGACAUCUUUUAUGACCACAACAGGACUAUCUCCUCCCUCUCAUCAAGAUGUUUUGGAUUCAAGUGCUCGGCUUAUUGACAAGCAGUUACAAGAUGACAGAAACUGUUUGGAGUUAUCAGAUCAAUUAAAAGUCCCGGUUCAUAAUCAGCCAAGUCACAGUGGACUAAAUGAGUUUGACUAUCCAAGUUUCCCAGAUGCAGGAGUAGCUUUAGAUUGUCUGACAGAAGUAAGCAAUGUUAAAAGAGUGCCCUUACCUGCUGAAUUGGUGGAACAGUUUGGUCGAAUGCAGUGUAAUUGUAUGAUGGGUUUGUUUCCAGACAUCAGUAGAGCAUGGCUGACUAUAGAUAGUGAUAUAUUUGUGUGGAAGUAUGAAGAUGGAACUGAUAUAGCGUAUUUUGAUGGACUGAAUGAAACUAUUUUGUCAGUUGCACUUGUAAGACCUAAACAAGGAAUCUUCCAGCCACAUAUACAGUAUUUAUUAUGUCUGGCUACUCCAGUAGAUAUUGUUCUAUUAGGAGUCACCUUUACUAGACCAUUUGAUGGAUCAUCCAGCUCAGGUGGUGGAGAUAUGCACUUGUUACCAGAAUAUCUAUUUUCAAUUCCAACAGACAAUACAUUUAUCAUGAACAUCAUAGGAACUGACAAUGGUAGAAUAUUUAUGGCAGGGAAAGAUGGAUGUUUGUAUGAAAUUGUGUAUCAGGCUGAUGAUGGUUGGUUCAGCAGAAAAUGUAGAAAGAUCAACCAUUCUACCAGUACUUUAUCCUUUCUUGUUCCUUCCUUCCUCAACUUUUCAUUCAGUGAAGAUGAUCCUCUUGUCCAGCUUUGUAUUGACAAAUCAAGAAAUAUUCUGUAUGCUAGAACAGAGAAAGGAACCAUUCAAGUGUUUGACCUUGGACAGGAUGGUAAAAGCAUUGGCAAGGUCACAUCUGUACCAUUAGCAACAAUAGUACAUAAUGCUUCACAUGUAGCCAGAACAAUAGAAAGAUCAAAUUUCAAGCCGAUUGUCCACAUAAGUGCCAUUACACAGUCUGAAUCUUCCAAUAUCCAUCUUGUAGCAGUUACAAAAACAGGAGUCCGUCUGUAUUUUACAACAAAUCCAUUUGGCAGCAAUAAAGGGAGACCAUCCAUGUUGACAUUGGUGCAUGUAAGAUUACCUCCAGGAUUUUCUGCAACAUCAAGAGUGCAAAAACCACAGAAUGUUCAUAUGGCUUACUACAAAAAAGGUUCUUUAUUAUUGGUAUCAUCACAAACAGAAGACAGUGAUUUGUUGUGGACCAUGAGUCCAGAUUCUUUUCCAUUUCAAAGUCAGUUAAUGGAAGCUCAGACAACAACAGGUAUUGAUGGGAAGACCUGGGCAUUGUGUGAGGAGUCAUCAGACAACUUUACAUCAGAAACAGGCAAAGCUGAUCCUCCAGCCAUAGUCACUCAACACAGUGAUUUACCCAGGAAAUUUGUACUACUUAGUGCUCAGGGAAGUCAUAUAUUAACAAAGUUACGACCUGUUGACCAGUUACGAUUGUUAUUGAUUGAAUAUCAGGGACCAGACGCAGAGGAGGUCAAAGGUUUCUUCAGAUUACAUAAGAUAGAGCAAGCAUGUGCCACCUGUUUGAUAUUAGCAUGUUCCAGAAUAGCAGCUGAUCAACAGGUUUCAAACUGGGCAACAAUGGCCUUUUUUAUGUAUGGUGGAGAUGCCCAGUAUAAUUUAAAUCCUGGUAUGGGCGACCGAGGACUAAUGGCCAGUAAUAUUGGUCCAGGUCUCCAUCCAAGUCAGACCUCUACGCCAGCUCCAGGAAUGGGACCGGGUGGCAUGCAUUAUCAUCACCAGUUCAAUCCAACACAGAAUAUAACACAUGAUAUUGUCUUCUCAGGAAAACAUAAUGGAAUAUGUCUGUAUCUCUCCAGAAUUCUCAGAUCUGUUUGGGACAGCAAUGUUGUUUCAGAUUUUCCCUGCCAAACCCAACAAGGAAUUGUUAAUUUAAUGAAUUGCAAUUUAUCAAAUGCGAUUUUGACAGAGAUAUUGGAGAAUGUGCGAGGGUUGUCAGACUUUGUGGACUUUAACUCUAGGUUUGAUACAGGACCUGCAGAUACUGGUGUGAUGCCUGCAAUGGCAUUUUCACCACGAUACAUGAUGAGCCAUGGGGAUGAUCAAAUUAAAAAGAAAUUACAAGCCGAAGCACAGAAGAUGGAGAAGAUUUCAUUACAACAUGUCCAAGAUUUGAUUCAUCAAGUAGAAGAGGUUUUAGGACUAUUAAAAGUUUUAUGUGAUCAUCCGUUCCAUCAUGUAGCUGCAGCAUUAUCUAAAGAUCAACAGAAUCAGCUAAGAACAAUGACACUGAAGCAGCUUGUUGUAACUGGGAAAGAGAUGUGUACAUCACUGAUUACAAGUUUAAUCAACAUAUAUUUAAAUGACAAUGCUAGUAUAGAUUUAGUCAAUACCAGAUUGAGAGAAGUCUGCCCUACAUUGUAUAGCUCUGAUGAUGCUACUUGUUCCAAGGCCAAUGAAUUACUACAGGCAGCUAGAGUUAAUCAAAAUCAAACAGAAAAAAGAAAACAGUUGUUAGAAUCACUUAAGUUGUACAAAGAAGUUACCCAACCUCUACAGCUUCCAGGUGUAUGUAAUUCAUUUGCAUUAGUACACUUCUUUGAGGGGAUUGUUGACCUUUGUUUGACCUUGUCUGCUAAACGAGACCCACAGCAGUUAGCAGUUCAUUACUAUCGUAGUGGAGAACCACAAGAGGAUCUUCAAGGGAUGACAGCACAUUUAGCAAGAAUGGAAUGUUACAACUGUAUAACAGACACUCUUGGAUACCUGAUGUCUGCCAGUGUAUCCCACCCACAGGCACCAAGUAUACCUAAGGGGCCAGGACCCCCUCCAACGCCAGAUCCUAGCAUACUAAAUGCAAAUGAUGCGGAAAAAUAUAAAUCCGAUGUUUUCACAUUGGCAUUACGGUCUAAAGAUGAACUGUUCCAUGUUGCUUUAUAUGAUUGGUUAUGUAAUGGUAACAUGACAGAAAAACUAUUAGAGGUGCAGUCUCCUUUCCUUGAAAGCUACUUGAAAAGAAAAGCUGGGUACCAGGGUGAAGCUGUACAAGCAUUAGAUAUGUUAUGGAAAUAUUACGAGAAGCUAAGAAACUUUCCAGCCGCAGCUAAAAUAUUGUCAAAAUUAGCAGAAAGACAUGGAAAUGAUGUUCGUCUACAACAAAGAAUAGAAUAUUUGUCUCGUGCAAUUAUGUGUGCCAAAAGUUCUACCACUCAUAUCAGCUCAGCAGCAGAUGGGGAAUUUCUGCAUGAAUUAGAAGAAAAGAUGGAGGUUGCUAGGUUACAAUUACAAGUACAGAAAGCUUUGAGUAAACUUUCAUCUAGUAGAAUGGAAUGUCAGGAGGCAUUAAAUCGUCUGGAUUCAGACCUGCUUGAUUUGACAAUAUUGUAUGAAGACUUUGCAGACAAGUUUGAUUUAUCUGAAUGUAAAUUAGCAAUAGUCCACUGUGCAGGAUUGUAUGACGUAGUUCUAGUUGAAAGUUUGUGGAAAGAUAUUAUUGAUAAAGAAAUAUUAAGUACUGGUACAAUGGAUGGAAAUGCUAGAGUAAAAAAUCUGGACUUGAAAUUAACAGCUGUAGGGAAGCUGUACAUAAAAACAGAAAGAUAUUUCCCUUCAGCUUUCCUCAUAAAAUAUUUGGAACAAAGAAGUUGUGAAAUGGGACUUAAUACGGAAUGGGUGUUUGAAUUGAUGUUAGAGACAGGACUAGCGCCAUCUAGGGUGUUUGAAAUCUAUGAUAGAUUAUUUAAGUCUAGGGAUCCAUUCUGGCUAUCAGUACAGAAACCUCUGAGAUUGCUGGAAGUUCUGUGUAAACUUUUAUGUCAUUUAGUGGCAAAUCCAGCUCUAAUACCAAUGUAUGAUAGGAGAACUUUUACAACUGUGUGCCUUGAUUCAGUGGCAAGUUACUUGGUAGAACUACAGGCUAUGAGAAGUACAGAAUCACAUAUAAGACUGAUCAAUCAGUUUAAAAGACUUCAGUCAGAACUGGAGCGUUUGUGACAGCCAUAAAUCUUUAAUGAGAUAUUAUGUAAAUUAUUUUAUAAAGUAUUGUGAAUAAUCAAAGUGAUUAAAUUGUGAGCUAUGUUUUUAUUACCGUUAUGCAAAACAACAUUUUAAAAACAAUUUCUGUAGUAUAGCCUGAAUUUUAUUUGGCUUUUGAGUUAUUAAACAUCUACACAGUGAGUGAGCUUAAGAUCACAUUAAACAAGCAAUUAUCCCUAGAGUCAGCUAAAAAUUACAUUCAUUGGAGAUUCAUUCCUUAAGUGUGCUGAAAAUUGUAUUCAGUGAGCAUCCAUACAUUGAUCAAGCACACAAUUACAUUCAGUGAGCUUCAUUACCUUGAGUGAAGUAAAAAUCCUUUUAAAUGAACAUCUUUACCUUGAGCUAAGUAAAAAUUUACAUUCAAAGAACAUCAAAGAAGGGAUAAUAAGUAUCUCUGCGUUCAUAUAGCUUGGUGUAAUGAUGCAUCUGAGGAUGUAUAUCAGUAUUUCACCAAAUAAAAGGGUUACUUGCCCUUCAUUUUGAAGUUUAGCAUUUGGGGUUUUAAGUAAGCUUUAACCUUGCCCAAUUCUAUAUGUGUCCGUUCUAAAGCAGGAGCAUGUUGUUCGUGGUUGUCAGUGGUUCAUGUCUGCCAUAUUUGUUUUUUCCUAAAUUGAUAAUAUUGUUUCACAUUAUCAUGUCAAGGCCUUUUAUAGCCAACAUACGAUAUGCCUUAAAUUGCUUACAUCUACUCUUUCGACUUUUGGUGGCUAUUUGUUUCAUUGGUUAUCAUACCACAUCACCUUAUUUUUACUUUGUAAUUGUGGAUCAUCUAUGUUUAUUUAUGUGAGUGAAUCAUUAAAGAAUUACUCCCAGCUCUGUUUAUCCUUGAUAUAAUUAUUGCCAUAUUCAUUGACUUACAUUGAUUAUAUUUAAAAUAAUAUGAAAUAAAAAUGUACUGUGGUUACAUUAGGAUAUGGCAUACUUUGGCCUCCAGUGCCUAUUAUAUCAUACAUAUCCAGGAACUGUUUGCCACUUGAAGUAUAAACUAUCAAUGUCAACUAAUUUAAAGCUAUGUAACAUUUUUAAAACAAAAACAAAAUCUGUAAAUUAUCUUCAUAUAAAAUUUUCAUUGAAAUAAUAAAAAGAAAAAGAAAUGGUUGUCUUAUUCUGUAAUUAUUAUACACAUCAGAAGGUCCGGAAUUAAACCAAACAGACAUAUAGGUUUACCUGUGUCCUUCAAUAUGCACCCUUUUUCUACAAAUUUUUAUGAGGCCUUGAUGGAUAAAGGUGAUCUAAAGUAUGUUUUUGUAUAUUGAUCAAGACCAAAUUGCAUUUUCUUCACAUUACCCUGUUCUUAACAUAACAGUGUUCCAUGAGCAUAAAUUUUUGGUAUCUAUCAUUUACACUGUCCACAAUUUUUGCCUUGUUUUCAUGCAAAAAAAGCAUCUAAUCCAGAUUGGUUUCCUUCUUCAGAAAAGGAAGUGUAUGGUUGUGUUAUGUUUAUUCCAAAGUUAAUGUGUGAAAUUUUUAUUAAAGAAGGGCCAUUUAAGAACCUCA
Mytilus trossulus (common blue mussel) is the source of this 5654-nucleotide messenger RNA. Its product is annotated as nuclear pore complex protein Nup155-like. The coding region runs from base 78 to 4115 and encodes 1345 amino acids. The transcript is spliced from 34 exons. Lineage: Eukaryota; Metazoa; Mollusca; Bivalvia; Mytilida; Mytilidae. The record is from RefSeq and is a predicted model, not a curated record. Gene Ontology annotation, molecular function: structural constituent of nuclear pore. Gene Ontology annotation, biological process: transcription-dependent tethering of RNA polymerase II gene DNA at nuclear periphery; RNA export from nucleus; protein localization to nuclear inner membrane. Gene Ontology annotation, cellular component: nuclear pore inner ring; nuclear pore.